This is a messenger RNA of Ruditapes philippinarum (Manila clam), 2838 nucleotides long. Its product is annotated as low-density lipoprotein receptor-like. Gene Ontology annotation, molecular function: protein binding. Lineage: Eukaryota; Metazoa; Mollusca; Bivalvia; Venerida; Veneridae. The record is from RefSeq and is a predicted model, not a curated record.
AUUCAUUUAUUUGUGAUGAUGGGCAGUGUAUUGAGGCAUCUGCAGCAUGUGAUGGUAUCACAGAUUGUUCCAAUGGUGAUGAUGAAGAGGGCUGUGGGGGAAAGAUUACUGUAUGUAAUGAGACUAGUGAGUUCCGCUGUGACAGCAAGGAUGCCUGUGUUCCGUUGUCAUGGAGAUGUGAUGGUACUGCUGAUUGUGUUGACGGUUCUGAUGAAUGUGGUUGUGUUGAAUUAGAGUAUCAUUGUAGUGAUGGAAUGUGUAUAGACAUGGCAAGAAAGUGUGAUGGUGUACCAGACUGUGAAUUUGAAGAUGAUGAGAAAGAAUGCAAUAACGAGAUUUGUGCGGAGGGCCAGGAACUCUGUUCAGAUCAGAGCAAGUGUAUCACAUCUUCCCAGCGCUGUGAUCAGCAUCCAGACUGUGAUGAUGGGUCUGAUGAAAAAAAUUGUGAAACAAUAGUUGUAAAUAGUGAGACAGAAGCAAUGCCAUAGAUUGUUUUCAAGACGGCAAUAGAAAAUACAUACAGCCCUGAUGAACACUACUUGCUUGGUUUAUGAUGAGUUUGCAGAUUAUGUGAAUUAUGUUUCCUUAAAACUACAGAAAACUACAGAAAUAAUGGAUGGUUCAGAGAGAACUUCAACACUUUUUUUACUCUUGAACAUUUUACUUUCUUUCUUCUUUUUUUUUAAAGUAAAACAUUUCCAAUUACUAAAACUUCUGAACAAUAAAUUCAAGUCUAAUUCUGAUAAAUUCAUAAAAUCUGAGACAAGGUAUGUGCAAGUCCCGGUUAAAAUAUAGAGAUGUAAUGUUUUCUUGUAAAACUGGGUGACUCUUUAAAUGAAUAUUAUAACCUUUGCUUGUUAUUAUGUGCUUUGUAUAAAUAAAUGUAUUUUCCUUCUUGUCUAAAUGGAAGAUUUUAAACUUUUGUUUCUCAUUUUAUGAUUACACCAAGUAAGAUAUAAACAUUGUGGUAGAAUGGACAUAUGUUGACACAGUAAUAUUUUUAUUGUCAGUGGUAUGAAAUAAAUGUCCUAGCUUAUUAUGAUAUUUUCCAACUUUCUCUUUAUAUAUCUCUCUUUAUAUAUCUACAUAAUCUUAUGAACAGUAUCUUAAGUUGCAAACACGAAUGCAUAACUUUCAACAUCUCGUGAAUUGUCACAAAAUUGUGCGUUUUCAUACCACCUGAUUUAUUGAUUACAAUUUUAGAGACAUUCUCAUUUAUUUCUCAAGGUAAGGUAAUGUAUGGUUUUUCAUGUAAUCUGGAAUGCUCAUUUAUUACCUUAACUAACUAAUCUUUAUUUGACUAUCAAAUGAUGUGCAGAGUAGAGCAUACUGCACAGUUGACACCUGAUCUAUUUCUAGUUUUGGUCGCGAUACUCGUUGAGAAUGUUUUCCAUAUGCUGAGAAAUAAUUUUACCAUUACUGACACUUAAACAUUUAGUAAUUACAUAUUUUACUUGCAUAGAUAUUGAUGUUACAUUAUAUAUGUACAUGUAUAUAAGAUUAUUUGUUGUCCCCCACCUUUUCGAAGAAAAAAGGGGGACAUAGAAAUAGGCUCCGUCCAUCCGUCCGUCACACUUUCGUGACCGGUCCAUAACUUUGUCAUUUAUGAAAGGAAUUUGAAAUAACUUGGCACAAAUGUUUAUUAUAAUUAGACAAUGUGUCAUGCGCAACAACCAUACCCCUACCUCCAGGGUCUAGGUCCCACUUGCUCAUUCAAGGUCAACAUUGUCUAUUUGAGGGUAUAUAUCGUGUCCGGUCCAUAACUUUCUUUUCUAUAAAGGAACUUUGUAAAUACUUGCCAUAAUUGUUCACAAUAAUCAGACGAUGUGUCAUGCGCAAAAACCGGUCACUUACCUCCAAGGUCAAGGUCACACUUGGAGGUCAAAUACUUACAUAGUCUGUUACAGGGUAAAUUUUGUGUCCGGUCCAUAACUUUUUCAUAGAUCAAAGGAUUUUGAAAAUACUUUGCACAAAUAGUCACUAUAAUAAGAGAAUGUGUCAUGCGCAACACCUGCAUCCCUACCUCCAAGGUUAAGGUCACACUUAGAGGUCAAAAAUUAACAUAGUCUGUUAUAGGGUAUAUUUUGUGUCGGAUUUAGAACUUCUUCAUAGUUCAUGGGAUUUUGAAAUAACUUGGCACAAAUAGUCACAAUAAUAAGAUGACAUGUCAAGUACAACACCUGCGACCCUACCUCCAAAGUCAAGGUCACACUUAGAGGUCAAAGGUUAACAGAGUCUGUAAUUUGGUAUAUUUUGUAUCCCGUCCAUUACUUCUUCAUAGAUUAAGGGAUUUUGAAAAUACUUGGCACAAAAAAUCACAAUGAUUAGGUGAUAUGUCAUGCGCAACAUCUGUACACCUAUCUCCAAGGUCAAGGUCACACUUAGAGGUCAAAGAUUCACAUAGUCUGUAAUAGGGUAUAUUUUGUGUCCAAUCUAUAACUUCUUCAUAGAUCAAGGGAUUUUUAAAAUACUUGGCACAAAUAGUCUCAAUAAUAAGACAUUAUGUCAUGCACAACACCUGCUCCCCUACCUCCAAGGUCAAGGUCACACUUAGAGGUCAACAUGAUAGAUUUUUAAAUUCCGUGUUUCAUUCUAUUUUUUAACAAAUUUAUUGUUGCAUUUGCAGAUCUAGCAUUGAUCAUAAUUUUGGACUGAAUGUCCUGAGAUCCAUACUUCAAUCUUUUGAAAUAGCACAAUUUUAUGCUUCAUAUAAAACUUCCCGAGGCGGGGGACGUUAGUAACUCUGUUACAAAUUCUUGUUGUAAUCAUAACUUCACCUGUCUGUAUGAACUGUGUGUAAGAAUAAAGGCUUAGUUAAUAAACAUUUAUAUCAUUAUA